Molecule: messenger RNA, 3609 nt
Organism: Dendronephthya gigantea
Lineage: Eukaryota; Metazoa; Cnidaria; Anthozoa; Malacalcyonacea; Nephtheidae
Product: probable helicase with zinc finger domain
Exons: 10
Coding region: 909-3524 (871 amino acids)
Biological process (GO): regulatory ncRNA-mediated post-transcriptional gene silencing
Cellular component (GO): cytosol; P granule
Molecular function (GO): helicase activity
Source: RefSeq, a predicted model, not a curated record
CCGUUUCUCACUUCAUAAAAAGGGCGCUUCAUUCUUACACUGUUGUAGGCGUCAAGCUACGAAAUGAAAGAGAAACACGUACAGAAAACACGCAUACAACAACAGUGUCACGCACAGAAGAGACACGCACAACGAAGACACCAUCAGCAACGACACGCAAAACAGAUACACGCGCAGUCACGACACGCACAACAGAGACACGCACAUCAAAGACAAACACAACCUCUCAUUUGGCCGAAAACCAAUUACGAGAGAUAGACGACGCUACCAUUUCACCUUUGCAAAAAUCCAAAGAAUGCACGCUUUCAAACUCUACUAGUACAGGUCCUCGCUCUAAAACAGAAAAUUUGAGCUCAUUCGAUGCUUUGCCAUUAUUAUCAAACCGCUUUGUAGCUCUAAACUCAAACGACACGCCGACCGCUAAAGAUAAUCUUGACGAUAUUGAUUCAGAAUCUUCAUCCGUCCUUUCCCAAGAUACCGCGUACGGAUCAAGUCAAGACUCGGUCCAAGCUCUAUCUACACCAUCAACAUUGCUUUAUAAUGAAGUAGACGCCUGUACGACGGAUUCUGACCCAAAUCGUGAAGAAACUGAAGGUGAUGGAAUUGAAGAGGAUGGUUGGACGACGGUAACCACGUCCAAAAAAUCUAAAGAGGAAACGAUCUCUUGGGGGAGGGUCUUAAGCAACAAGAGAAAAGGGGAACGUCAUGCAAAAUCCAGUGAAAAAUUUCGUCCCCCACCUGAUGGAGUUAACAACGGCCGGUAUAAAGUGUGUCGCAGGUUUGAGGAAGGUUAUUGUUACCUAAAGAAGAAGUGUACUUUUGCACACGGCCAGGGAGAGUGCGAUUAUUGGAAAGCUUUAUAUCGCAAACAAACUCACGAUAUUACACACCUUGAAGAGAAACAGUCCAUGGCAGAAAGUUUUGGAGAAAAGGUCCGGCGUAGAGUCAAACAGGAAGGUUUAUGUCAAGUGCUCAAACAAAAUCUCCUUGGUGUGACAUUGACCUGUAGUUCAGAGAGGCAAUUGAAACUAGUUAAAAUAGAUGGUGGUCAGGUCGAACAUACGUGGAUAUUUGAAGUUCGUAUUCAGAGAAAAUAUCAACUACUGCUUAGCGAAGUCGCCUUCUUAUUGGAGACCCAUUUAGACAAAUUCAAACUCCUGUGCCGUAGUAGUGGGAGGCAAAAGCAACCACCAGACUGGCAUAAUGCUCGUUUUGUUGAGGAGGAUUUUGUUGAAAGCGUAGCUGAAAAUGAGUCGGCGGUACAAUUUCGUGUUCAAUUCGCGUCCGGGGUUUUUGGUGAUUUCGAACAGAAGUUAGUAUUUGGUUUUGGCAGUGAUGAUGUACUCGUUUAUUCACUUAUUGUGUCGGUUGUGAGCAAAGAUUCUUCUAAAGAAGAGACUUCUUCACGUACAAGAUAUUGUCGCAUCGCUGAAUGGUCUGUGGACAAAAUGGAAUUGGUUCGGUGUAAAGAACUGAUGGGAAUGGAUCUGAAUGGUUUGUGUGAACGGUACAGCAUUCCAGAUGACUUGCCUGUUCCAUCAGAGUGUUCAGAUUUGUCACGUGAAACAUACUGCAAUACUUGGCAUAAAAUCUUGUUUAUUGAAGAACAACACAUUCAGACAGAGGUCUCAAGAUAUGAUAUACAAGAUGGUGUGAUGAAGGUAGUAAAAUACUCCAAAUUAACCAAAGAAAGAUCAUUCGCUAAUGCAGUUUCUGGUGAAUUGUUUGGAGAAAUCGUUCUAUCUGAUCACCUGAUUAUGGACGAAGUUGCCGGUCAUAUUAUUAACCGCUCAGUAACGUCAGUGAUCUUGCGACCAAAAAAGAGAAAGUCUUCCAGAAAGAAAGUAUACGAAUGUAUAAUCAAAUCAAAGACGUCCAAAUCUGUUGUUAUACAAUUGAAUAAGGAGUUAUGCAAAGAUUUUAGUCUUACUAAAGAUCAAAAGGUCGAAAUCGAUCUUAAAUUUAGAUACAACCGUCUUCCGCUGUGUGAAAUGCAUGAAGCAGUUGAUAUGUGUAAACACAAAACUGACAUUCUGCUUCCAAAUGUAAAGAAUGUGUCGUAUAAGUUUAAGAAAUCAAUCCCUGACUGGUAUCUGGACCAAAAACCAAACACAAACCAACACGAGGCGAUUGCGAUGAUCCUCGAUCCCAAUCCCACUCCGCCAAUUCUCGUGAUUGGACCGUUUGGCACAGGAAAAACAUUCACCCUUAGCCUCGCUUGUGUGGCAAUCCUUAGCCAAUCAGAAAGCAACAAAGUCCUCAUUUGCACCCAUUCAAACACCGCAGCCGACAUCCAUCUGGGGCAUUUGGAUAAAAAAAUACAAGAUCAAAAAACAUCUUUGAGUAUUCGACCCCUGCGAGUGCUCAAUCUUUCUCGGAAUGUUAUGGAUGUUCCUGAAAAACUACGGAAAUAUUGUAACAUUAAAGAGGAGAGCAACGAUACGCGGGAGCUAACAGCAAAUGAUAUUCACGAUAACAACGUUAUCAUUACGACUCUUUCGGUUGCACGUGUGUUGUGGAAGUUCUGUCAAAACAAUGAAUUGCGUUUUACGCAUAUAUUAGUUGACCAGGUGACCCAAGCUCUCGAACCCGAGUGCCUUGCCCCGCUUGCAAUGGCUGAUGGGAAAACAAAGAUAGUCUUGGCAGGAGAUCACAAACAGAUGGGUCCACGAGUUUAUUCAAAAUCGAUAUGGACUAAAAGGUUUGGUCCAAGAAUAUCUCUUCUCGAAAGAUUAUUCGCACAUUACGAACAAUGCAAACAAACUUCAAACGAGCGUGAUAGAAACUUUGAUGGAAUACCUUAUGUAGUGUUGCUCAGUGAAAACUAUCGCUCCCAUGCAAAGAUACUCGAGUUUCCAUCUUAUAACUUUUACGGUGGCAUGUUGGUUGCCAGGGGCGACCAGAGCACGCACGAAGUCGUACCAGUUCUCUCGUUUUACACCGCACAGGGUGUGGAUAGAAAAGUUGAAGGAGGUUUAGCGUACUACAAUGACGCCGAGGUGGAUGAAGUUGUAGCAAGAGUCAAAAAACUUGACGUUCUUUGGCCAGAAGGUUGGCCUAGGAAGAUUGGAGUUAUCACACCAUAUUUUGAUCAGGUAAAACGAAUUAGGGAUAUUUUAUCGAAGGAAGGUCUUGACUAUGUUGAUGUUGAAACUGUUGAAAAUGUCCAAGGGAAGCAAUUCAAGGCGCUGUUUAUUAGCACCGUAAGAACGAUGUGGACUUGUUCUUUGAUCGAAGGACGAAACUCUGAUCCUUCCGAACUUGAUUUUGGAUUUCUUUCCGACCCACGUUUUUUAAACACUGCCGUGACUCGUGCCCAGUCCUUGCUCGCCGUCGUCGGAGAUCCGAUGUCGCUAUGCAGUGUGGGUGCGUGCAGAGAUUUGUGGAAAGAUUAUCUCAAACGUUGCGAGAAAAACAAAGGUCUUCACGGCUGCACACUAAAGACGGUGAUGGACUACUGUCUUCGUUCCCAGCCUCUUGACCCGAGCGCUCAUGAAUUUAUAUCGUCAUCAUCGAAAAGAUGAAAUCAGUAUACAAAGUAUUAUUAUUACGAAUACGGUUAUUUUAAUAAUUAUGGUGACGAUAAUAAUGAUGAUUAUAAUAAUGAUU